GCCUAAUUUUUAUAUUUUUAAUAGAGACAGGGUUUCACCAUGUUGGCCAGGCUGGUGUAUGUUCUUAUUUAACUCUCUCUGUGCACCAUGAACCUCUGUGUUGUUUUCUGCUGUGUUCCUGGGUCCUGGCAAUAGUAAGUACUUCAUAGCUGUUUGUUUUGCCUUAUUUUGAAACAGGGUCUUGUUCUGUUGCCCAAUCUGGAAUCCAGUGGUGUGAUCAUAGCUCAUUGCAGCCUCCACCUCUUGGGUUCAAGUGAUCUUCGCACCUCAGCCUCCUGAGUAGUUGGGACCACAGGAAUGCACCACUAUACCUGGCUAAUUUCUUUUGUAGAAACAGGGUCCCCUGUGUUGCCCAGGCUGGUCUUGAACUCCUGGACUUAAGCAAUCCUCCCUUCUUGGCCUCCCAAAAUGUUGGGAUUACAGGUAUAAGCCACUGCACCCAGCCCAUAGCUGUUUUUGAUUGAGCAAACUGAUCAGUCUUAUAUAUUUAUUCCAGAUAUGUAACUGGUUCAUCAAUGCCCGGCGGCGGCUUCUCCCAGACAUGCUUCGGAAGGACGGGAAAGACCCUAAUCAGUUUACCAUUUCCCGCCGCGGGGGUAAGGCCUCAGAUGUGGCCCUUCCCCGUGGCGGCAGCCCCUCAGUGCUGGCUGUGUCUGUCCCAGCCCCCACCAAUGUGCUCUCCCUGUCUGUGUGCUCCAUGCCGCUCCACUCAGGCCAGGGGGAAAAGCCAGCAGCCCCAUUCCCACGAGGGGAGCUGGAAUCCCCCAAGCCCCUGGUGACCCCUGGUAGCACACUCACCCUGCUGACCAGGGCUGAGGCCGGAAGCCCCACAGGUGGACUCUUCAACACGCCACCACCCACACCCCCAGAGCAGGACAAAGAGGACUUCAGCAGCUUCCAGCUGCUGGUGGAGGUGGCGCUACAGAGGGCUGCUGAGAUGGAGCUUCAGAAGCAGCAGGACCCAUCACUUCCAUUACUGCACACUCCCAUCCCUUUAGUCUCUGAAAAUCCCCAGUAGCCAUCUGCCAAGAGGGGUGCUCAAGGCUCAAGCCAGCUGUCCUGGGUUUCCGUUUUGGUUCCCUUUCAUGCAGAGGGUUUUCUAUGGAUCACUGCCAAACAUUGGGAUCAUCUCCUCUGUGCAGAGGUCUUCAGCAGGAAGAUGCCAGUUGGCACCACUGCACUGUGAUGGGGGACCUCUCCUCUGCUGACUGCCGUUUCUCCAGGCCUCCCCUCAGUGAUGAGACCAAGAGAUCGGAGACAAACACGGUGCUGCUGCUGCUGCUGCUGCUGCUCCAGAGAAUCCCUGGGACACCUUUGUUCCAGCCUGGUUUCCUGGGCUGGGCUCAGGAAAGCUGCCAAGUUCAGUCCUAUGUUGGGUCCAAGCUACCCCUGUGCUGUUUCUGUCAAGCCAGGUGUGGACAUUCCAAGUUCAUAUGCAUGAACAAAAGAAGAGGAACCCAGUGGAUGUACCGGAACCGACUCCAGUUGAAUGUUAGAUUUUUGCUAAACUGUUUUAUUUUUCCCUUUUUUGCUGUGGUUUACAUUCACGGCAGUAGUUAGCCCAGGUGUGGGGAAAAAGAGUGCACUGCAUGAUAAGAGUUCUGGUGAACUGGGAAGGACCCACCACUGUAACUGGGGAUUGUUUUGCAAGAAAGGAGUAUUUUUAUUUGGGGGACCAGCUAAGUCUCUGCAGUAGUGUGAAAUUUCAAAUGGUUGUUUUGGUUUACCAAAAAAAGGCAG
Molecule: messenger RNA, 1740 nt
Organism: Sapajus apella (tufted capuchin)
Lineage: Eukaryota; Metazoa; Chordata; Mammalia; Primates; Cebidae
Gene: TGIF2
Product: TGFB induced factor homeobox 2
Exons: 1
Coding region: 542-1018 (158 amino acids)
Source: RefSeq, a predicted model, not a curated record